CAAAACUCUCUUUCAGCCAUCACAAACUUCACUACACCUUCUCAGUUCCUCGCCUAACACCACCACUUUCUCUUUUUAUUUUUGGUCAAUCACCACUUUCUCUAUUUUCUUGGAAAACCUCUCAUUUUUCCCGGAAAAUAAAGCAAACCAUAAAGGGCCCAUUCCAUUGAAAACUUGCAUCCUUUUUCUCCCAAUCUGUGAACACCACUGUUUUGUUUUUCUUGUCUCAUUUCCUUGUUCCUUCCGUCGCAAAUCUUGGCCACCACGUUACCCUAUUCCCAAGGAAACCAUUCCAUUGACUCACUCACUCUCUUGACUCAACUCAUCUUUUCCACCCUUUAUAUACCACCCUCCAAAAAUCUCAUCUCUCACAUACCCUUUUCACAGUAGUAGCAUCUUUGCUCUGUUUUUCGUUUUCUCAUCAUGCACUCUGCCACUGGCUUUUUCCUUGAACCCAUUUUCCUUCAUGGUUUAUCUGGGUUCCUUCAUCUACUGCUUAUAGUGGCGGUUUUUGCAUCAUGGGUAUGGAACAAAUUCACAUCUUAUGCUAGUUCCAGUGCUAAGGUUGAUGGUGGCGGCUCUAAGGAGAAAACAAACAACACUCUGUUUUCUGUGACUCUGUUUUGUUCUCUUGGUGUCUCUGCUUUCAACCUAGCUCUGUUACUGUUCAACUACUUCUACUGGUACAGCAAUGGCUGGUCAGAAGAAAAGCUCGUGACCCUUUUGGAUUUAGCGCUUAAAAUGGUUGCUUGGGGUGUUGUUUGUGCUUGUUUCCUCAAAGGGUUCUCUAGAAGGUUUCCAUUUUUCCUCUUCAGAAUCUGGUGCGGUUUCUUCCUCUUUGUUUCAUGUUACUGUUUUGCUGUGGAUGUUGUUGUUAUCUGUGAGAAAGACACUGCAUUGCCACCUCAGCAUGUGGUUUCUGAUGUGGUGUCUGCUAUUGUGGGCUUGUUCUUCUGUUGUGUGGCUUUUGUUUUGAAGAAUGAGGGUGGUGGUGGUAGUAACAGUGUCCAUGAACCUCUAUUGAAAGGGGAUUCACAAGUUGGUAAUGGUAAAGAGAGCAAAGGGAGUGACACUGUUACCCCUUUUUCCAGUGCUGGAAUUUUCAGCAUUCUUACAUUUGCUUGGUCUGGUCCUCUUAUAGCUGCUGGUUAUAAGAAAACCUUGGACCUUGAAGAUGUGCCUCAACUUGAUUGCAGAGACAGUGUUAUUGGAGCAUUUCCAGGUUUUAAGGAAAAGGUUGAGAGUGAUUUUGGUGGAAUUAACACCUUGACCACACUUAAGCUUGUUAAGUUAUUGAUAAUCUCGGCGUGGAAAGAGAUUCUCUUCACUGCUUUUCUUGCAUUGUUGAACACUUUGGCUUCUUAUGUUGGUCCUUAUCUCAUUGAUGGUUUUGUUCAGUACCUGGAUGGACGGAGGCUAUAUGAAAACCAGGGCUUUGUUCUGGUUUCUGCAUUUUUCUUUGCGAAAAUUGUUGAGUGUUUGUCACAAAGGCAUUGGUUCUUUAGGUUGCAGCAAGUUGGACUUCGAAUCCGAGCAUUGCUUGUGACAAUGAUUUAUAACAAAGCCUUGACCCUUUCGUGUCAAUCGAAGCAGGGCCACUCUUCUGGGGAGAUAGUCAAUUUCAUGACUGUGGAUGCUGAAAGAGUUGGUGUGUUCAGUUGGUAUAUGCAUGAUUUGUGGAUGGUGGUACUGCAGGUUUCAUUAGCCCUUGUGAUUUUGUAUAAGAACCUUGGUGUUGCUGCAAUCGCUGCUUUUGUUGCAACCAUCAUUGUUAUGUUAGCCAAUGUUCCCUUGGGAUCAUUGCAAGAGAAGUUUCAAAAGAAGUUGAUGGAGUCAAAAGAUAAGAGAAUGAAGACCACUUCUGAGAUUUUAAGGAACGUGAGAAUCCUCAAACUGCAAGGGUGGGAAAUGAAGUUUCUAUCUAAGAUAACUGAGCUCAGGAACACUGAACAAAACUGGUUGAAAAAAUAUCUGUACACAGCAGCCAUGACUACAUUUGUGUUUUGGGGUGCCCCCACAUUUGUUUCCGUGGCUACUUUUGUUACUUGUAUGCUUGUAGGGAUCCCUCUCGAAUCAGGGAAGAUCUUAUCUGCACUUGCAACAUUCCGGAUUCUUCAAGAGCCUAUUUAUAAUCUUCCAGACACAAUUUCAAUGAUAGCACAAACCAAAGUUUCUCUUGACAGGAUUGCAUCGUUCCUUCGCCUAGAUGACUUGCCGACCGAUGUUGUAGAAAAUCUUCCUCGGGGUAGUUCUGAUACAGCAAUUGAAGUUGUGGAUGGGAAUUUUUCUUGGGAUUUAUCUUCCCCUAAUCCAACCUUGCAAAAUAUAAAUCUCAGAGCUUCUCAUGGCAUGAGGGUUGCUAUUUGUGGUACUGUUGGAUCAGGCAAGUCUACUUUACUUUCUUGUGUGUUGGGAGAAGUACCAAAGAUAUCAGGUACCCUUAAGGUUUGUGGAACCAAGGCCUAUGUUGCUCAAUCACCAUGGAUACAAAGCGGGAAGAUAGAGGAUAAUAUAUUGUUUGGUAGAGACAUGGACAGGGAAAGGUAUGAAAACGUGCUCAAAGCAUGUUCCCUGAAGAAGGAUUUUGAGAUUUUGUCAUUUGGUGAUCAGACAGUUAUAGGAGAGCGUGGAAUAAAUUUGAGUGGUGGACAGAAACAAAGGAUACAAAUUGCUCGUGCUCUUUACCAAGAUGCUGAUAUAUAUCUAUUUGAUGAUCCUUUUAGUGCUGUGGAUGCUCAUACAGGAUCUCACCUUUUUAAGGAAUGCUUGCUGGGGGUAUUAAGUUCAAAAACAGUGGUUUAUGUUACUCAUCAAGUGGAGUUCUUACCUGCUGCUGACCUUAUAUUGGUCAUGAAAGAUGGGAAAAUUACUCAAUGUGGAAAGUAUGAUGAUCUGCUUAACAGUGGGACUGAUUUUAUGGACCUUGUUAGUGCACACAGAAAGGCUUUGUCCACACUUGAUUCAAUGGAUGGAGGGACAGUAUCUAAUGAAAUAAGUACCAUGGAAGAACAAGAUGUAAAUGUUUCUGGCACUCAUGGUGAUACAGAAAAAGAGGAAAACAAAGGUGAGAAAAAUGGUAAAGCAGAUGACAAAGAUGAACCAAAAGGGCAACUUGUUCAAGAAGAAGAAAGAGAGAAAGGUAAAGUUGGGCUUUCAGUCUAUUGGAAGUAUAUCACAACUGCAUAUGGAGGAGCUCUUGUACCAUUCAUAUUAUUGGCUCAGAUUCUUUUUCAAGCUCUUCAAAUUGGAAGCAACUAUUGGAUGGCUUGGGCUACUCCCAUCUCACAAGAUGUGGAGCCACCUGUGGAAGGAACAACUCUUAUAGCAGUUUAUGUUGCUUUGGCCAUCGGAAGUUCUUUCAGCAUCCUUGUCAGAGCAAUGUUACUUGUCACAGCUGGUUAUAAGACAGCCACUAUGCUCUUCAAUAAAAUGCACUUCUGCAUUUUCCGUGCCCCGAUGUCAUUUUUUGAUUCCACUCCAAGUGGGAGGAUCAUUAACAGAGCUUCUACAGACCAAAGCGCAGUGGAUACAGAUAUUCCUUAUCAAAUUGGGUCAUUUGCCUUCUCCAUGAUCCAGCUGUUGGGAAUUAUAGCAGUGAUGUCUCAGGUUGCAUGGCAAGUUUUCAUUGUCUUUAUCCCUGUCAUAGCAAUCAGCAUUUGGUAUCAGCAAUAUUAUUUACCAUCAGCCCGGGAACUGUCACGUUUGGUUGGUGUAUGCAAAGCCCCAAUCAUUCAGCACUUUGCUGAAACAAUUUCGGGUACUUCAACCAUUAGAAGCUUUGAUCAGCAGAGAAGAUUUCAGGAAACAAAUAUGAAACUGACUGAUGGGUAUUCUCGGCCAAAGUUCAAUAUUGCUGGUGCCAUGGAAUGGUUAUGCUUCCGCUUAGAUAUGCUGUCUUCUAUCACAUUUGCCUUUUCCUUGAUAUUCUUGAUAUCUAUUCCACAGGGUAUUAUAGAUCCAGGCAUUGCUGGUUUAGCUGUUACCUAUGGUCUUAAUUUAAACAUGAUACAAGCUUGGGUGAUAUGGAAUCUUUGCAACUUGGAGAACAAAAUUAUAUCAGUAGAAAGAAUACUUCAGUAUACUUCCGUUCCUAGUGAGCCUCCCCUUGUUGUAGAAAACAAUCAGCCAGAUCCUUCUUGGCCCUCAUAUGGCGAGGUUGAUGUACAGGACUUACAGGUUCGUUAUGCUCCACAUCUUCCCCUUGUGUUGCGUGGUCUUACAUGCACAUUUCGCGGAGGACUGAAAACUGGCAUUGUUGGGAGAACGGGCAGCGGUAAAUCAACCCUCAUACAAACACUUUUCCGACUCGUUGAGCCUACUGCCGGGCGAGUUAUGAUUGACAGCAUCGACAUCUCUCUAAUUGGACUGCAUGAGUUGAGGUCUAGACUAAGCAUUAUACCACAGGAUCCAACCAUGUUUGAAGGAACAGUGAGAAAUAAUCUGGACCCCCUGGAAGAGUACACUGAUGAACAAAUAUGGGAGGCCUUGGAUAAGUGUCAACUUGGAGAUGAAGUUAGAAAGAAAGAAGGAAAGCUAGACUCUACAGUUAGUGAGAACGGUGAGAAUUGGAGCAUGGGUCAGAGGCAGUUGGUGUGCCUUGGUAGGGUGCUGCUAAAGAAAAGCAAGGUUUUGGUGCUUGAUGAAGCUACUGCAUCAGUUGAUACAGCUACAGAUAAUUUGAUUCAGCAAACUCUUAGGCAGCAUUUCUCUGAGUCUACAGUCAUUACCAUUGCACAUCGAAUAACUUCAGUCAUUGACAGUGAUAUGGUUCUGCUUCUUAGUCAAGGACUUAUUGAGGAGUAUGACUCCCCAGCAAAAUUGCUAGAGGACAAGUCAUCAUCUUUUGCUCAACUUGUUGCAGAGUAUACCAUGAGGGCCAGCUCCAGUUUUGAGAAAUCUGUAGAACAUUGAUUGAUUGAAACCUACUGAAAUAAAAGUUUCUUGACAAUGACGAAAAUUUGGGAGCGGUUACAUUGUUAUAAAUGGAAUUUUGUAUUUUUUCCCCCAUCCAGCAUAAUUGAUAGGAAAGUGUUUUUAAUAAAAUAAGGCUUUUGAUCUGCUGUGAAAAAAA
Molecule: messenger RNA, 5071 nt
Organism: Lotus japonicus
Lineage: Eukaryota; Viridiplantae; Streptophyta; Magnoliopsida; Fabales; Fabaceae
Product: ABC transporter C family member 3-like
Exons: 10
Coding region: 424-4911 (1495 amino acids)
Biological process (GO): transmembrane transport
Cellular component (GO): vacuolar membrane; plant-type vacuole
Molecular function (GO): ABC-type transporter activity; ATP hydrolysis activity; ATP binding
Source: RefSeq, a predicted model, not a curated record